Messenger RNA from Boleophthalmus pectinirostris (great blue-spotted mudskipper), 1374 nucleotides. RefSeq names its product leucine rich repeat containing 39 (gene lrrc39). The transcript has 9 exons. Lineage: Eukaryota; Metazoa; Chordata; Actinopteri; Gobiiformes; Gobiidae. Bases 124 to 1152 code for a protein of 342 amino acids. The record is from RefSeq and is a predicted model, not a curated record. Gene Ontology annotation, molecular function: protein binding.
GAGGAGACCUACGUGGAGCUGUGAGUGAGUCCGAGAUCUGAGCACUCUGCAUAAUGAGCGACUGUGGGAGAAGCAAUUGUCCGUGGGGUCAGAGGUCACGGUGACAUCAUCAUCAUCAUCAUCAUGGUGGUGGUCAGCAGCUCAGUGUCGUCCAUUAAAGCUCUGUGGGAGACGCGCAUCCUCAAGAUCAGCAAAGACAGAGAGGAGGAGCAGAGGAGGAGGACCCCCAAAGACCGGCCCACAAACAGAGUGGGCGUGGGCGUGUGGGAGGAGCGUGCGCUCCUGGCUCGCCUCAAACAGAAGCUGCAGACAGAAGACGGGCGUCUGGUGCUGCGUUUGGAGCAGGAGGAGUGGAGGAGCCUCCCCUCGUGUCUGGUGAAGCUGGUCCAGGUGCAGGAGUGGCACAUGCACCGCACAGGUCUGCAGGCCCUGCCUACCUUCAUCCACAACUUCCAGAACCUCCUCGUCAUCGACCUGUCCCGCAACGCUAUCGCACACAUACCCAAGGAGAUCGGUGAGCUGAGUCGCCUGAGAGAGCUCCUCCUCAGCUAUAACAGACUGAGCAGUGUCCCAGAGGAGCUGGGCCAGUGUGAGAGUCUGGAGAGACUGGAGUUGGCCAUGAACCGGGACCUCAGAGCUCUGCCCCUCCAGCUGAAGAGCCUGCAGCGGCUGCAGCACCUGGACCUGUCCAUGAACGACUUCAGUGAGUUCCCUGAGUGUCUGCUGGAGCUGCCAGCACUCGAGUGGCUCGACAUAGGGGGCAACAGACUCACACAACUGCCCCACGACAUCUACAGGAUGGAGAAGCUGCACACUCUGUGGCUUCAGAGAAAUGAACUGGAGAAACUCCCCGACAGCAUCAGCCUCAUGGUCAGCCUGGACACACUGGUCCUGAGCAGCAACAAGCUCCGAGACAUACCCCCUCUGAUGGAAGACAUGAGCCGCCUCAGAUUUGUGAAUUUCCGGGACAACCCCCUGACUCUGGACGUGACUUUGCCUCCCAGAAAACCAAAGGAGCCUGAAGAAGAGGAGGAGGAAGAGGAGGACGACAGGGAGAUGUACGGCAAAGAAUUCAUGCAACUGUACAUCCACGAGGCCAGGAAACGAGCCUACGCCGCCCUCAAUGUGCACUGUGCAUACCAACACAGAUAAGCUGCCUUUGAAGAGGGAAGCCACCUCAAGAGCCUGGUGAUGACCCUGACCAGUAGAGCUCAGCUGUUGUGGAGCACAGUACUGUGAAUGCCACUGAGCCCUGUAUUUAUAGAAGCACAUGCUAUUGUUACUAAGGAGCCUGUUCAAUGUAAAUGUACCAUGUUUUGUAGCAUUUUUUUUUCAGUAAUACUGAUUUUCCAAGAUUAAAAUGUGCUUGUUGUA